This is a messenger RNA of Protopterus annectens (West African lungfish), 1026 nucleotides long. RefSeq names its product coiled-coil domain-containing protein 1-like. NCBI's taxonomy places the organism in Eukaryota, Metazoa, Chordata, Ceratodontiformes, Protopteridae. The transcript has 2 exons. Bases 1 to 1026 code for a protein of 341 amino acids. The record is from RefSeq and is a predicted model, not a curated record.
AUGGGUGGAGGUUUGGCACAACAGAGCCUUCAAGAACUAGAAGAAAAGUGGAGGAAUGAAGAAGACGUGAGGAUGGAAUGUGUAGCUACAGGUUACCCAGAGAACAUAGUAAUUGAUAUCACAAACUCGGACUCUGAGGACAUAGUAAAUGAUAUCACAGACUCAAACCCUAAGGACAUAGUAAAUGAUAUCACAGACUCAGACCCAGAGGGCAUAGUAAAUGAUAUCACAGACUCGGACCCAGAGGACAUAGUAAAUGAUAUCACAGACUCGAACCCAGAGGAUAUAGUAAAUGAUAUCACAGACUCAAACCCAGAGGACGUAGUAAAUUAUAUCACAGACUGGAAACCAGAGAACACAGUAAAUUAUAUUGCAGACUCGAACCCAGAGGACAUAGUAAAUGAUAUCACAGACUCAAACCCUGAAGACAUAGUAAAUGAUAUCACAGACUCGAACCCUGAGGACAUAGUAAAUGAUAUCACAGACUCAAACCCUGAGGACAUAGUAAAUGAUAUAACACACUCGAACCCAGAUAAUAUAGUAAAUGAUAUCACAGACUCAGACACAGAGGAUAUAGUAAAUGAUAUCACAGACUCAGACCCAGAGGAUAUAGUAAAUGAUAUCACAGACUCGAACCCUGAGGACAUAGUAAAUCAUAUCACAGACUCAGACCUAGAGGACAUAGUAAAUAUCACAGACUCGGACCUAGAGGACAUAGUAAAUUAUAUUACAGACUCAAACCCUGAGGACAUAGUAAAUGACAUCACAGACUCGAACCCAGAGGACAUAGUAAAUGAUAUCACAGACUCAAACCCUGAGGACAUAGUAAAUGAUAUAACACACUCGAACCCAGAUAAUAUAGUAAAUGAUAUCACAGACUUAGAACCAGAGGAUAUAGUAAACGAUAUCACAGACUUGAACCCUGAGGACAUAGUAAAUGAUAUCACAGAGUCGGACCUAGAGGACAUAGUAAAUUAUAUUACAGACUCAAACCCUGAGGACAUAGUAAAUGAUAUCACAGACUAG